AUGUCUUAUCACGACCAAGACCGGUCCAAGAAGCGCAAGGUGUCGAGGGACGGCGAUUAUGUAGACACAUCGAGGCCGAGCGCCUUCUUCCAGCCGGUGCAGGGCCGCGAUUGGACUCUCUCCGUCGCCAUUCCCGGCAGCGUCGUCUCCACCUGCCGUCGCGACGACCAGCGCAUCGCCGUCAUCAACCAGAUCGCCCGUGCCCUGGCCGUCUUCAGCAUCGACGAGGUCGUCAUCUUCGACGACUCACCCAUGGACCAGCGCAUGUCGAAUGUGGACCCUAAGAGCUACAUGGGCGACACCGACCCCUGUGGAUACGUCGAGCACCUGCUCAACUACGUUGAGGUGCCCCCCUUCAUGCGCAAGACCCUCAUCCCCUUCCACAAGAACCUCCACGGGGCGGGCCUUCUCGAGAGCCUGGAUCUGCCCCAUCACCCCCAUCCCUCAGAAUGGCUACCGUACCGCGAGGGGCUGUCGACCUCGGAGGGAGCCCGCGGCGGCAAAGGGACCGUCGUCGAUGUGGGCGCCAAGGAGAAAGUUACUAUUGAGGACGACAUCCCGCCCAAUCAUCGCGUGACCUUGCAUAUUGACGAGAAUGACCCAUCGCGGGGCGAGGCCGUUCACCCCGCCGAACCGAGGACCAAGGGAGGGUACUACUGGGGCUACACGAUACGGCGCUGCAAGUCUCUGGCGUCUAUCUUUGAGGAGUGCACCUACGAGGGCGGCUACGACGUCAGCAUAGGAACUUCGGAGCGUGGAGUCCUGAUCCCGAACGCCUUCCCCGAGAAGAAGAAGCCGGAACCGCUCAAGUUCAAUCACCUCCUAAUCGUCUUCGGCGGGCCGAGGGGCCUUGAGUAUGCUGCCGAAAACGACCCUGCAUUACAAGAGAUGGGCAUCAUCAGGGGCAAGACCAAGGAGCUGUUCGACCACUGGAUCAACAUCUUGCCGGGGCAGGGGAGCCGCACCAUUCGCACAGGCGAGGCAUUGUUCAUUGGACUGACGGGACUGCGCCGCCUCUGGGAGGCCCGGUGA
Messenger RNA from Neoarthrinium moseri, 1032 nucleotides. RefSeq lists its product as uncharacterized. Lineage: Eukaryota; Fungi; Ascomycota; Sordariomycetes; Amphisphaeriales; Apiosporaceae. The record is from RefSeq and is a predicted model, not a curated record. The transcript is spliced from 2 exons. The coding region runs from base 1 to 1032 and encodes 343 amino acids.